AUGGCCGACGUCGCUCCCUCCACGCCCCCGGUCUCCGCCGCCACAGUUAACCUUGUCCGCACCUCAGCCAAGAGGACACGAGAGGUCUUCGCUGCCGAUUUUGCCUCACCCUCCGCCCUCGAAAAUGCCUCAACCGCCGCCUUCUCCAUCGCCCCCUCCACAACCUCGCCGGCCGAGCUUGCUGACCACGAGUCCGUCGCCACCCGCAUACGGAAUGAGUAUCACGACCUGAAGGAGCUUCCGUCUGCAUUGGCUGCCAAGCAGGCCAGCGCAGCUGCCUCGGCCGCCGCCCGUCGGAAAAAGGCCAAGCAGGCGUCGGCCGAGGACCAGCCCUCCGACCCGAAGAUGGUGAAGAUGAUCGAGGGCAUUUCGGCCAAGGACGAGGAGCGCAAGAACGCCGCUGCCGCCUCGACGGCCUUGACGGUGCGGGGCAAGGGCAACCCGCUGCCGCCCAACGCCAACGGCCCCACGCCCCAGCGCGACCUGCCGGGGAACAGCUUGGUGCGGCGGGAGGUGCUACGCCAGCCCAAGCCCGACUGGCAUGCUCCUUGGAAGCUGAUGCGCGUCAUCUCCGGUCAUUUGGGCUGGGUGCGCGCGCUGGCCGUCGAGCCCAACAACCAGUGGUUCGCAAGUGGUGCCGGAGACCGCACCAUCAAGAUCUGGGACAUAGCUUCAGGCAACCUGAAGCUCACUUUGACCGGCCACAUCUCGACCGUUCGCGGCUUGGCCGUGUCGCCCAGGCACCCCUACCUCUUCUCGUGUGGUGAAGACAAGAAGGUAAAAUGCUGGGAUCUAGAGACGAACAAGGUCAUCCGCGAUUAUCACGGCCAUCUCAGCGGUGUCUACACUCUGAGCCUUCAUCCCACAUUAGAUGUCUUGGUUACCGGUGGCCGCGACGGUGUGGCCCGCGUCUGGGAUAUGCGCACGCGCAGCAACAUCCACGUGCUGGCCGGCCACAAGGGGACAGUCUGCGACGUCAAGUGCCAGGAAGCGGAUCCCCAGGUCAUCUCCGCGUCGCUCGACUCCACAGUCCGCAUGUGGGACCUGGCCGCCGGCAAGACCAUGGGCGUGCUGACGCACCACAAGAAGGGGGUGCGCGCCCUGACGACGCACCCGAAGGAGUUCACGUUCGCGUCGGGCAGCUCGGGCUCCAUCAAGCAGUGGAAGUGCCCGGAGGGCGCCUUCAUGCAGAACUUCGACGGCCACAACUCCAUCAUCAACACGCUCGCCGUCAACGAGGACAACGUGCUCUUCUCCGGCGGCGACAACGGCUCCGUCUCCUUCUGGGACUGGAAGACGGGCCACCGCUUCCAGAGCCUCGACUCGGUCGCCCAGCCGGGUUCGCUCGACGCCGAGGCCGGCAUCAUGAGCAGCACCUUCGACCUCACCGGCCUGCGCCUCAUCACGGGCGAGGCCGACAAGACCAUCAAGGUGUGGAAGCCCGACGAGAACGCCACGCCCGACACGCAUCCUCUGGAUUGGAAGCCCACACUUGGAAGACAGAAGUUCUAA
Molecule: messenger RNA, 1512 nt
Organism: Diplodia corticola
Lineage: Eukaryota; Fungi; Ascomycota; Dothideomycetes; Botryosphaeriales; Botryosphaeriaceae
Product: pre-mrna-splicing factor prp46
Exons: 2
Coding region: 1-1512 (503 amino acids)
Biological process (GO): mRNA splicing, via spliceosome
Cellular component (GO): catalytic step 2 spliceosome; precatalytic spliceosome; Prp19 complex
Molecular function (GO): protein binding
Source: RefSeq, a predicted model, not a curated record